AUUACUUCCCCCCUUCUCCAACCUCUCGCGCUUAUAUUGUAAUACCUCGAUCGAUACUAUGGCCGCGGCCGGCAACGUCCAGAACCUGUCAAACAUGUCCCACGACCAUAUCCUGAGUCUAAUUAAACCUACCCAUGAUCAUCAUGGUGAGGAAAAGCCUGAUUAUGUCGACCCUCUUUUGGGUGUCGUCGGAAACAUUCUUAAGCGUACCAGCCAUGUUAUUGAUAAUCUUGUGAGGGGUACCAAACCACAAGAAGAACGCCUGGAGGAAAAGGUGCCCAAAUAUGCCAGCUUCCCUUCACCGACGUGCAUGCUCAAAACUCUUUCCAGCGAGAUGGCGUGCAAGGCCCCCGCUGAUGCGCAUACGCACGCUACAACCAUGUCAAUACUGGGGAAACUCUCAAAGUAUUCAUGGGAUACCAAGGCAGUGCUGACAAUUGCGGCCUUUGCUAUGGAGUAUGGGGAUUUCUUGCUGCUUGUUAGUCUUAACUCAUCACAUGAUCAACUCGCUGAAUCGGUGGGGAUCCUGAAACGGGCACCUGCUAUGUUAAAUCACUUGGGCAGUAAGAAAUUCAAGGAUGCGAUAGUUGAGCUUGACGGUCUGAUCAAGAACACAUUGAAAGUCAUCGAGUCCAUCUUUGCGUUUGAGAAGUUAUAUUUUAAAUACUGUAGCUAUGAUACAGAGGAUGUAACUGAACUGUCAACUGCCAUGAAACGUAUCCCCGUGGAUGUCUAUUGGGCUAUCAUAACAAUUGCAGCUUGCACCACUCAGAUGCGUUAUUGCAUUAGUGGCGAUGAGGUAAACAAACAGCAACUAUCGCGCUUUCAUGAGAAAAUCACCACCACCCUCCAGUUCCUGAAGACCCAGGAAGAACUCUGCCAAAUUGAAAUAGACUCACUGGAAGCUAGAAAAGAACUCAGAAAACUCUCACAAGCGCCCAGCGGGAUCGUGAAGCUUCUCAAGGCGUUGAUCUUCCGCAAGCAUGCUGUGCAUGAGCCGCUAAUAAUUGAAGGUUGUUCCAAAGUUGAGAUCAAAAGAGUUGACAUUAACGACCUGGAAAACAAGAAUGUUUUGCUGUUCAUUUCAGGCCUGGACAUUUCCAUUGACGACAUCUCGAUUUUGAACCCAAUUUAUGAUGAAAUAGUGAAGAAAGAUGAGUAUAAAAUACUGUGGAUCCCAAUUGUGGACAGAUGGACCGUUGACCUAAAGAACAAAUUUGAAAAGCUGAGGCUUAUGAUGAAGUGGUACACAGUGAAAUACUUUUCACCCAUAGUAGGCAUAAAGUUCAUUUCGAAGGAUUGGAAAUAUCAGAAGAGGUCGAUGCAGGUCCUGCAGAUAAACUCACAAGGGAGUGUGGAAUACCUCAACUUAGUCCACAGGAUUCAGCUUUGGGGAGGGAAGGCCUUCCCUUUUAACAAGCCAAUUUCGAUAGACAAUUGGAUGGGAGACUUAAUCGUUGGCAUCAACCGGCCAGAUCAAUCACCGCUUGUGAUCGACGAGAACAAGUACUUUUUCUUGUAUGGAGGCAAGUGCAAGGAGUGGGUCCAAAGAUUCAAUAAGAAAGCAAUCGACAUGGCUAAAGAUCCGAUCAUCAGGAAUAUUUCGAAGAUUCCCAUAUUAGAGUCGUUUUGUGUGGGAAAGGACAGCGGUUGGGAGGACGACCACCGCAUCCUAGGGCGUUUCUGGAACAAAGUCGAAAGCCUUUUCUUGAUCAUUAAUACUACUGGAAAUUUGAAGACCGUACGGAAUCACGCUGUGACGUCGAAUGAAAUUCGGAAGUUGUUUUCCUACAAAAAUGAAAAAGGAUGGGCUGUGCUUUGCAAAGGGUCUAGCGUGGUUCUGGCUGGUCAUUGGGAAAUCAUUGAUAGGGUCGUGGAUGACUUUAACAAAUGGAAAGUGUAUGUGCGUGAUCGUGGCUUGGAACAUACCAUCACACAGCACCAUGUCAAUAUUAAAAAGGAAGUUCCACAGCCCUGCUGUCGCGUUGACAUUUCCAUGGGUGCUGGACAUGCCUUCCCUGAUGAUUUAACUUGCCCUUACUGUAACCACUCCAUGGAGACCUAUAAGAGCUUCAUGUGCUGCCACACUGUCGAUGCCGAUGCCAUGAACGGAGGCUCUAGAUGAUCAUCAUCAUUACCGAUUAAUAUUCUGCCAAAUAACACGUGCCUCGGCCUCCCAUAGUGAUCUAUCUUUGUCACCGGCCGGCCGCCAGUACUCUUGUGUAAUAAAGGGCAUCUAGAUUGCGUCGGUAAUCUGAUGCCAAAGUGUUUGUGUGUUAAUGCUUUUAUGUUCAUGGAGGGCGUCUUUGUUAUGAUUAUGGAUGCAUGGCAUUCCCUUUUUUUUUUUGUUUUGCUCUAGCUUUCCAUAUCGCUUUGUAUUGAUCUGUUUGUGUUCUUUCAUCAAAAAAUGAGGAAAAAUAAAACUGUCUUAACCUAUCUCAUUUCAUAU
Molecule: messenger RNA, 2449 nt
Organism: Carya illinoinensis
Lineage: Eukaryota; Viridiplantae; Streptophyta; Magnoliopsida; Fagales; Juglandaceae
Product: protein SIEVE ELEMENT OCCLUSION B-like
Exons: 7
Coding region: 59-2125 (688 amino acids)
Biological process (GO): phloem development
Source: RefSeq, a predicted model, not a curated record